Necator americanus (New World hookworm) is the source of this 279-nucleotide messenger RNA. RefSeq lists its product as uncharacterized. Gene Ontology annotation, cellular component: membrane. Gene Ontology annotation, biological process: transmembrane transport. Lineage: Eukaryota; Metazoa; Nematoda; Chromadorea; Rhabditida; Ancylostomatidae. The coding region runs from base 1 to 279 and encodes 92 amino acids. The transcript is spliced from 2 exons. The record is from RefSeq and is a predicted model, not a curated record.
AUGAAAUUUCUGGACUCUGAUCAGGAGUACAAAAAGAAAAUUCCUGCGGAAAUUCCCGCUGAAAUUCCAGCGUAUUUAUUAUUAUUAUUAUUAUUAUCAAUAUUAUUGUCAUUGCUAUCAGUAUUAUUAUUAUUAUUAUUAUUAUUAUUAUUAUUAUUACUAUUAUUAUUAUUAUUAUUACUAUUAUUAAUAUUAUCAUUAUUAUUAUUAUUAUUAUUAUUAUUAUUAUUAUUAUUAUUUAUUAUCAUUAUUAUCAUCAUUAUUAUUGCUACCUACUAA